Messenger RNA from Cyclopterus lumpus (lumpfish), 2042 nucleotides. RefSeq lists its product as uncharacterized. The record is from RefSeq and is a predicted model, not a curated record. The transcript has 4 exons. NCBI's taxonomy places the organism in Eukaryota, Metazoa, Chordata, Actinopteri, Perciformes, Cyclopteridae. The coding region runs from base 662 to 1711 and encodes 349 amino acids.
UUGUGUUGAUUGUAAAGCGUGAUAGCAGCAGGAAGGAAGGACGUCUGGUUUCUCUCCUUCACACACGACGAGUGCAGCAGCCCGUGACCGAAGGAGCUCUUCGUGAAGCCUGCAUGCGACAGAUCGGUUUCAUGGGACAUAUUUGAGCUUUCUUGAAGUCCUUCUGCGUUGUAGUUUUUCCGUUGAAGACCUACGUCAGUGACGGUUGGAUUCUCUGAGUCUUUUCCUCCACCCUUAUGAAUUGUCCUUCCCGUCUCUCCUUGAUCAAAGUGACGUUUGUCCAUCGAGCUCAAGGAAAGGUGGUUAGGAAUAGGUGUUAGGAGACUUUUCAGACAAGGUCAGGGGAGGUCACCGCAGGGAAGGCCCUAAAAUGUCAGGAAAGCAAAGCGGGCGAAGGAAUGUGAGAUGGAGCUGAGCGGCAUUGUCUCUCUUUUAUUAUACUUUCUUUCUUUUUUUACAUUCUACAAUAUAUUCUGACGUUCACGCAUAGUUUGAAAAACAUUUGUUUAUUUCAACACGGGGGUUUACAGACGACCAGCAGCUCAUGCAUGAUAAUUAUCUAAAGAGGAAGCAAGACUUUUAUUUUUAUCCCCUCAUACAAAUACAAGUUUUCUUUCGAGACCACAUCCCUCCUUCGAAUAACUGACAACGUUUACCAGAAAUGAGCGGAGCGGCGAUGAGGUUAACGGCGGCCACAAGUGGGUUUGUCAUCUUCCUUCUGUUUACAUCAGUGAUUCAGGCUCAGAGUGACUGGGGAGUGAUUUACCACCCCACUAAGAUCUGUGCCUUAAAAGGAUCAACAGUGAACUUACUCUGCAGCUUCACCCCUCCCUCCAAAACAGAUGACGGCGAUACAACACUCGAGAGAGCUUUCUGGUUUACUCAAAGGUUGUAUCGAGAACCGGUGGAUCUGAGAACAGAACCAGACUACGCAGGUCGAGUGCAGUACAGUCAUCACAACGGCGUCUGCAAUCUGACAAUCGCUGACCUGAGAGAGAGCGACUCGGCCGUGUACAAGUUCAGGCUCACGACGGACCGACCGGAUUGGAGACACACCGGCGAACCCGGAGUCACUUUGUCGGUCACAGGUUUCCAGGUGCAGAAAAGACAAUUUUCAUCAUGUGUAAUAGCCAGCUGUAAGUGGGCUCACCUGAAGUGUCACAGCAGUUGUCUUCCAACUUAUCAAACGUCCUUCAGCUGGUACAAGAACGGAGUGAAAAUGCAGACAGAAAAGGAAUCUUUUUAUGACAACUUUUAUCCCGCGGACAGCUAUUCCUGCGCCGCGAGAGGAUUUGAGGCGUUCGUGUCUCCGUCGUCGUGCGUUACUGGUCAAUACUGCAACAGAGUGACGUACGCCGAGAGAAGAGUCUGCGCCUUCAAAGGCUCGUCGGUAAACCUUUCUUGCAAAUAUCAGGGUUAUGAAUAUAUCGCAUCUAAAUUCUGGUUCAACCCUGAGCGCAGUCUUGUUUUGCGGUAUCGCACUCAACAUAAGGACCUGAGCAAAGACCCCCGGUAUGAAGGUCGCGUUAAGGUUGUUGAAACAAAGGGAGGACGCUCCACUCUGACCAUCACCGACCUGAGAGAGAGCGAUUCAGACGAGUACCUCUUCAAGUUCAACACCCCGAGCUUUGAAUGGAGGAGCGGUUUACCUGGUACGACUCUGACCGUCACAGGUACGGACGAGCACACACUCAUCGUGCAGGUAAUGUAGUAGAAGUGUCAGUAUUCAUCACGAGGAUUAUGUGCUGAUUAAAGGUGCUUUGACAUAAACACCUUCUAUAGAGAUUAUUGUUUGGGACUAAUCUACGACAUGAAACAUGAGCACAUCAACGCCCCCUAAUCUGACCCCCUCCUCUUCUCUACCCAGAGCUUCUUUUGCUUUUAUUUGUAGUGGCUGGCUCGUCAGCUAGCUAACGAGAGCUCGCUAAUCCCACCAUGUUAUCAUGCUAAUGUUAUACUGGUCACAGAGAAGGAUGGUGGGUCCCUUCCGCUGGGAGACGGCAGCCAGCAGGAGAGCAGACGGCCGCUCCGGACAUGGCGGC